Rhinolophus ferrumequinum (greater horseshoe bat) is the source of this 6808-nucleotide messenger RNA. RefSeq names its product katanin interacting protein (gene KATNIP). The record is from RefSeq and is a predicted model, not a curated record. Lineage: Eukaryota; Metazoa; Chordata; Mammalia; Chiroptera; Rhinolophidae. The transcript has 28 exons. Bases 1 to 5007 code for a protein of 1668 amino acids.
AUGGACAAGCAAUUACCACCCACCUCCGAGGCCGAGGGAGGAAGGGUAGCCCGAGAGGCCCAGGCAGAAAGCUGCGAGGGAAGGGAAGCUGGUCCAGGGCUGCAGAAGCUGGAGGACGGGAGUGGUCUCACUAAAGGACAUGUGCCAGACUUUGAUGAGAAACAUGAUGAGUAUUUAAUAUUGCUUCAGCAGAGGAACCGGAUAUUAAAGCACUUGAAAACCAAGGACCCCAUGCAGUUGCGUCUGGAGCACUUGGAACAGGGCUUCUCUGUCUACGUCAACGGGGCCAAUUCUGAGCUGAGGACGUCACCGCGGAAAGCCGUCCACCCUGACUUCUCCAGAAGCUCCUCGCACGCCGAGGGGACCCAAGAUUGCGGAGGGAGAAUCCUGCUUCGAGACGCCGAGGAAGCUUUAAGACGCCAUUCACGGACGGCCCCCAGCAAAGUCCAGCGCCGAGGAUGGCACCAGAAAUCUGUGCAGAUCAGAACAGAAGCUGGCCCGCGGCUCCACAUCGAACCUCCUCUGGACUAUUCGGAAGAUUUUGAGCCAUGUGGGGACGUGACUGUCAAGGCAAAGAAUACUUCUGGGGAUCGCCCACAGGACUCCAACUCUCCCACCAGCAGCUCGCCCUCUGAUUUUAACUUCUCCCUUCACAACGCACGUGGACAUCCCGACCCUCCAAGCAGUGUGGACAAAGAAAGGAUCCUUCUGACCAUUCAGGAUGUGAUGGAGCUGAGAAAAAGCCUGGAACAUAGCGUAAGUCUGCAAAGGAAACACGAGGACUGUUCCAGUGACGAGUAUGACUCCAUCGAAGAAGACGUCCUCUCUGAGCCCGAGGACCAGGCGCUGGCGGGCCAUCCCAGACAUGACUCAGUGCAGAAGGACAUUCCUGAGGACCGGGGGACAGAAGGAUGUCCUUCCCAGGGCCCGGACACCCUCGUGGUGCUGGAAUUUAACCCGGCUUCCAAAAGUCAUAAAAAAGAAAGGAAUUUGUCUGCUAAGCGGAAGGACGCAGCUGAGGUCUUCAUUCCCAGCAAACCCGAACCAAACCCGAACCCCCAGCAACGCCCCGUGUUCCCAGACCAGGAGAGGCCGUGCUCAAGACCUGGAAGCCGACGAGAGAGACCCCUGUCCGCAACCCGCAAACCCGUGCUGGAGGCUGAGGACCGAGAGGAAGAUGCGUCCGCUGUGCUCAGAGCCAUCCAGGUGGAGAACGAAGCCCUGCAGAGGGCCCUCCUGAGCAGAAGGGCCGAGCCCCCUGCCAGCCCGCUACAGGACACGGAGGCACCACCGGCCCAAUCGUGGACCAGUCUGCCGAAGGAGAGAGAAGAGAGCCCUGAGCAUCUUCCCGUCAUCGUGGCGACCAGUGCACCGGAGCCCUCCAGGGCAGCAGGGGGAGCCCGAGCCGUCAGUGAAGCCAUUGACAGAAUCGGCCUUUUGGGGAGCAGACAACAGCAGAAGCUUCUGAAAGUCCUCCAGGCCAUCGAGAGUGACUCUGCCCAUCUCAGCCAGGCUGCGUCACCCACCGAGGAGCAAGCACUGGACCCGCAGGACAAGUUGAGAAUGAGAGCAGAAGAGGCGCAAGAUGCCAUCUGCGUGAGGAUGGAAGUUCUGUCCAACUGGGGGAACGCGUCACGGGUGGGGCUCACAGAAGUCGAGUUCUUCGACCCAAACGACACCAAGCUGUACGUGUCGCCCCGUGAUGUGGAUGUCCGGGGCACGGACACGCCCGGGGACCUGGGCCACCUGGUCAGCCGGAACUUACCUAGCAAGAAAGACCCCUGCUUGUGGACGUGCCCCUUCCACCUGCCGCUCCAGCUCUGUUUUGUUAUCCGCAAUGUGAGACCCCUGCAUGCCUUCGGUCUGGCCAGUAUCAAGGUUUGGAAUUACUGGACUGCUGAUGGCGAUCUUGACCUCGGUGUGAAGCACGUGAAGGUUUAUGUCGACGGAAACCUCAUCUUUGAUGGCCAGUUGGACAGAGGAGGUGGGGAGGCCCCCGCCGGCCAGAUCAUCCCGGUCGGCCUGCGAAAUGAGACGGACGAGGGAGCGGAGGACACCGGGAACGCCCCCUGGGAGGACAGCAAAGAUGGCCUCACAGUGGCCAGCACGGAUGGGGACGAGGAGUGCAGUGUCACUUACCCGCAGCUGGCCGGAGCAGCCGUGGACGUGAAGCUGUCUGCAUCAGGAAAUUUAUGUGGUGAAAGGAUGAAUUCUCCCGACUGCAUCAAAGACAGUUUGCCUGAGCGAGAGGACGAUGUCAGCUUGUUAGAGGCCCCUGCCUCCGUGGGGGGUGUGCCCACGGCCCCUCCCCCGGCACCCCCUGACCCGGAGCUCUCGCUGAGCCAGCAGCUGGGAAACCUCACAGGCAGAAAAGUCUCUGAGCCACCAGGGAAAACGCCAGCCUGGCUCCAGCCUUCUCCCACGGGGAAAGGCAGGCCGCAGGGAGGCAGGAAGCCAAAACCCGUCUGGCUGAGUCCUGAGAAGCCUCUGGACCGGAGAGACAGGCUGCUGUCAGAGGACGUCGUGUGGGUCGGUGAGGGUCCCGGAGAGACGGAGGCUGGGGACAAAGGCCCCAGGCGUGAGCAAGGGCGGGCGAGCACCCGGAGCGUCACCUCGGGGAACAGAGCCCAGAAGGCGACCCCCAAAGUCUGCAGUGAUGACUCUGACAUCUUCCACCAGCCCGCCCACAGGGAACGCCCAGCCAGUGGGCGGAGGGGCCCCAAGAAGGAUAGCCCCAGCAGUGGUCACGGCGACGGCCAGCCCGCCGGCAGAGAUGGUGCCUGGUCCACCGGGACGCCACCACGGCCCCGGCGGUGCAGCGAGCAGGAGCUCACGCUGCAUGAGUCCUGGAACUCCCUCAGCGCCUUCGACCGCUCCCACCGGGGACGCAUCUCCACCAUGGAGUUCCAGGGCGACAUCCUGGACGACUUCCUGCAGCAGCAGAAGAGCAGCCGGCACAGCGACCAGCCGCCCCUUUGGAAGGAAGAGAAGCCGGAGCCGGUGCAAAGGCCGGACGACAGCUCCACCGACGACCACGAUGGGAGCGACUUUAAAAUCCCCGUCUUGCCCUACGGACAGCACCUGGUCAUUGACAUCCAGUCCACCUGGGGAGACAAGCACUACGUAGGCCUGAACGGGAUAGAAAUCUUCAGUUCCAGGGGAGAGCCGGUGCGGGCUGCGAACAUCCAGGCGGACCCGCCCGACAUCAAUAUUCUACCCGCUUACGGGCGGGACCCCCGUGUGGUCACCAACCUCGUCGACGGGGUGAACAGGACGCAGGACGACAUGCACGUCUGGCUGGCGCCCUUCACGCCUGGCAGGCCCCACUCGGUCUCCAUCGACUUCCCACGCCCUUGUCACGUCGCCCUGAUCAGGAUCUGGAAUUACAACAAAUCGCGGAUCCACUCCUUCCGCGGCGUGAAGGACAUUGAGAUCCUGCUAGACGCGCAGUGCAUCUUCAAAGGAGAAAUCGCCAAGGCCCCGGGGACCCUGACGGGAGCCCCAGAGCAUUUCGGAGACACGAUCUUAUUCACCACGGACGACGACAUUCUCGAGGCCAUCUUCUGUUCGGAUGAGACGUUUGACGUGGACGUGGAGAGCCUUUGCGGGCUGCCGUGUGAGGAGGCUCUGAGAAGGCCCAGCACAGCCGACGGCAAGGGGGACGAGAGGCCCUACACCCAGGCCGGCCUGGGGGCCGAGGACCCGGGUCCAGGACUAGAGCUGCCACCCAGUGCGCCUGUGACCGAAAUCACCACCCCAGAGCCAGGCGUCUACCAUGGGAUGUGCCUGCAGCUGAAUUUCACUGCCUCCUGGGGCGACCUGCAUUACCUGGGGCUCACGGGCCUGGAGGUGGUGAGCAGGGACGGCCAGGCACUGCCCAUCCGCCCGCAGCAGAUCUCCGCCUGCCCCCGGGACUUAAAUGACCUCCCCGAGUAUACGGACGACUCCCGGACCCUGGACAAGUUAAUCGAUGGAGCCAACCUCACAAUGGAGGACGAGCACAUGUGGCUGGUCCCCUUCUCACCGGGCCUGGACCACAUAGUCACCAUUUGCUUCGACAGAGCUGAAAGUAUCGCGGGCCUGCGCUUCUGGAACUACAAUAAAUCUCCUGAGGACACCUAUCGAGGGGCCAAAAUCGUCCACGUCUCCCUGGACGGCCUGUGCGUCUCCCCUCCAGAAGGCUUCCUCAUCCGGAAGGGACCGGGCAACUGCCACUUCGAUUUUGCUCAAGAAAUCCUCUUUGUGGACCAUCUACAGGCUCGGCUGCCCCAGCCGGCCCAGAGGCUCAACACGAAAAGCCUGGAGCAGGCAAGCAUGGAGUACGAGGCCCCCCUGAUGCCCUGCGGCUUCAUUUUCCAGUUUCAGCUCCUGACCAGCUGGGGUGACCCGUACUACAUUGGUCUUACGGGCCUGGAGCUGUAUGACGAGCGGGGAGAGAAGAUCCCUCUGUCUGAAAACAAUAUCGCCGCCUUCCCCGACAGUGUCAACUGCCUGGAGGGCGUGUGCGGGGACGUCCGGACCCCCGACAAGCUCAUCGACCAAGUGAACGACACCAGUGACGGCAGGCACAUGUGGCUGGCUCCCAUCCUGCCGGGCCUGGUGAACCGGGUUUAUGUGAUUUUCGAUCUCCCUACCACGGUGUCCAUGAUCAAACUGUGGAAUUACGCGAAAACGCCCCAACGAGGGGUGAAGGAGUUCGGCCUUCUGGUGGACGACUUGCUGGUGUACAACGGGAUCCUGGCCAUGGUGGGCCACCUGGUGGGGGGCAUCCUGCCCACGUGCGAGCCCACGGUGCCCCACCACACCAUCCUUUUCACGGAGGACACGGACAUCUGCCAGCAAGAGAAACACACCGCCGUCAGGCAGCUGGAGGACCAGGAUGUCCAGAUGAUGAAUGAAAACCAAAUCGUUACCAACUCGAAAAGGAAGCAGAGGGCAGCGGACCCAGCCUUACGCCCCAAAACCUGCAUAAGUGAGAAGGAGACAGCCAGGCGGUGGUGGUGCUGACUGGUAAAGGAGGAAGAGCUGGUCCUCGGCCAGCGUGGGGCGCCGGCACUGGCCGCCACUCAGCACCUGUGUCCCCCGCUCUCUGCCCUCAGCGUCGGCCAGCCCAGACCCCAGGGCCGGAAGAGCUGUGGCGUGGAGGGGAGCCCACUGGGGAAAAGGGACUUCAGGGGUGGACGGCCCUUGGUUACAGGCAGGAGGAGCCAAGGCCGCUGCUACAAGACGAGCUGUGGCCUCUGACUCUCCCCAGCAGGGAGCCCGGACACCCGGCUUGGUGCCUCUCCCAUAAGACCCAGCAAAGGAGGGCCGGCGUCCACUGCGGCCUGUCAUAGGUUCCCUGCCUCGGGCCUGGGCAGGAAGGUGCCUGGGAAGGUCUCCAUGCAGCCCGGAGCCUGGCUGAGCGGGCAGGGGGACCAGGCCUCAAACACCAAUGCCAACACGCGGGGAGUGCUGGUCGGGGGGGCUCCACUUUCAGGGUCCCAAGCUGAGCUGCCAGUGCCCCCUCCCCCAUACACAUCCCGGCCUCAUUUGGGGGCUGGCGGAGCUGGCUGAGAGGGUGGGAUUGUCCCCUGGACCCCCAGUGUCUAACGUGGAUUGCCACAAUGCCCUCACCCAUACCGGUCCUGCUGGUCCUGCAGGGGCGUCGGGCCUCUUGUCAGGCCUGAGAAGGGAUUAGCCAACGACACGUGUACUGCUGAGGAAAGGAAGGGAGCUGUGCCCACCCGCUGUCCAGUGCUGGGCUCCCCCUGGCAUGCCUGCACUGUCCCUGUGGCACUGCCAGACCCAGACAGGACCGGCAGUCGGGCAGCUUCCAACCCCAGACGGCCAGCGGGGCCCAUGCAGAUGCCCUCUGGCCACAGGGGAGGACCAGUGCCACAGCCCCCCUUCAGCCCCAGCCCCUCUGGACACAACUCUGUCUGGAGGGAGGGGGCCCUCAUGGCUCUCCCUGCCGUGUCCCUGGGGUCUGAUGGCAGCCUUUUCUUGCUUGCUCGCUUGCUUUUUGUCCCCCUCUGUGCCCUUGGAGUCGGGCAGUGAGGUUCUUGCUGCCCAGGCCCCGCCCCUUCUCCCUCUUCCAGCAGCUUCCCAGCAAGUUGGAAAGGUGCCUUGCACCCCCAGCCGAGAGAAGCCCAGAACGCAUCUAUUUCCAUCUAUGUAACAAGCUCGGAUCGGGGACCUAAUUGCUUUCCCAGUGGUGGGUAAUUUCUCGUCCCAAUAUUAAUCCGCUGUUUUCCUGGCGCCCAGCCCAGCCCGGCCUGCGGCGACACUGUACUCCAAUGCGUUCCCAUGCGCCCGAGAGCCCUGCAAACACGUUAUGAGCUUUGCAGCUUCCGCGUGCGCGGGCAGCUGUGCAAAUGCGCUUUUCAUUUGGAGCAUGGGGUCGAUGUGAAUAUAAGAAAUUGUUUCUCCUCAAGAAGAUACAUCAUUUCUGGAGUUUCCAAGCCCCCACUUCUCUGCUCACCUCUGGGAUGCGGCGAGCUACCCCCAGGGCCUCCAGGCGCCCAGGAGAGCUGGUGCGGGUGGGGUGGGGGUGGGGGAGUCGAGGGCUGAUCACACCCGCCCCUCGUGACCAAAGCCAGUGUGGUGGCUUUAAAGGGAGCCCAGCCGUCCAUACCCACCUGAGGCACGAGCACAGGUCAGAUUUGUGGGGGAGAGCACAAACGCCACACACGCUCGCUCCUGGAAUCUCCGCUGAUAUUUAUAAUAAUUGAAUGAAAAUUCAAUUGUAUGGACCAUGCAAUUUAGGAGGAAAGAAAGCCUGUACAGGCAUUAACUCUAAAAUAAAUGUCUAUUUUUUUCUCUUGCA